Messenger RNA from Lasiodiplodia theobromae, 2379 nucleotides. RefSeq names its product Origin recognition complex subunit orc1. Gene Ontology annotation, biological process: DNA replication initiation; mitotic DNA replication checkpoint signaling. The transcript has 3 exons. Gene Ontology annotation, cellular component: nuclear origin of replication recognition complex. Gene Ontology annotation, molecular function: ATP binding; chromatin binding; DNA replication origin binding. The record is from RefSeq and is a predicted model, not a curated record. Lineage: Eukaryota; Fungi; Ascomycota; Dothideomycetes; Botryosphaeriales; Botryosphaeriaceae. The coding region runs from base 1 to 2379 and encodes 792 amino acids.
AUGGCGCCCGCCCGCAAGCAAACUAAGACAGAGCGCGCCCGGCAGUGGCUCAAGGGCGGCGGCGUCCUGCGCGAGGACUCGGAUGACGAGCUAGGCAUCGAGGACUACCCGUGGGAAUGGCUCUACGAUGGUGACGACGACGCGACGCCCCGCGGCAGAGCUAGCCGCCAAAAAAAGACCCAGGCCUCGAAGCGCACCAUCGUCGGCGCCCGCAUGGGCAAUUUCGUAUGCCGCCUGGGCGACACUGUGCUGCUGAAAGCAGAGGGCAACGAGGCGUGGGUCGGCAUCAUCUGCGACCUGUUCGACGGCAGCGACGAGGAUGGGGACGAGAAGAUGGCCAACUUCAUGUGGUUCUCCACCCCGAAGGAGAUCCGCAACAAGGCCCGCCGCCGGACGGACUACAUGGAGAACGAACUGUACAUUACGGCCUACUUUGACGACAACCCGCUCACGACAAUCAAUGGCCGCGCCACAGUCGUUUCCAUGGACACGUUCCUCCAACAGUUCCCUGCCGGCAAAGUUCCGCGCACGUCAAAGGACUACGGGAAAAUAUUUGUUUGCCAACGUGGCGUUAACACGCGCACGGCUACAUAUACAGAUGUCUUCCGCUGGGAAGAUGUGUACUCCGGCGAGGAUGACAUCCCCAGUCUCGUAGAGCUUGUCAAGAGCCAGACGAAGGAGACGCGCAAACGAAGGGACCCGAGGAAGACGAAGCAUGAAUUGGACGACUUUGUAGUUCCCGAAGACGACGACGAAGGCAUUCCCCAAACUCCAAAGAAGCGGCGCAAACUGAACGAUGCUACCACCCCCACAUCCAGAAGAAAAGAUCUUACGCCUCGAAAAUUCCUCACACCUACACAUAAACGCAUUGUCGUCAAAAAGCCGCUGGAGUUCACUCCCCUUGGGACCCGCAUCCUUUCUCCAAAUGUCCUGUCGUCGCCGUACCAGGUCGCACGGAAUCAGCUGCACGUCUCAUCCGUCCCUGCUUCUCUCCCAUGCCGUGAAGAGGAGUUCUCAACCGUCUACUCUCAUUUAGAGGCCGCCAUUACGGAUGGUUCAGGAUCUUGCAUUUACAUUUCUGGUACUCCCGGCACCGGAAAGACAGCAACCGUUCGCGAAGUUGUCGCACAGCUCAACGCGGCCGUACAGGAGGAAGAGCUCGAUGAUUUCAUUUUCGUCGAGAUUAACGGCAUGAAAGUGACCGACCCUCACCAGUCGUACUCCCUUCUAUGGGAAGCUCUACGCGGAGACCGCGUCAGCCCCGCACACGCGCUCGAACUUCUCGAACGUGAAUUCUCGAGCCCCAGCCCACGUCGGGUGCCUUGCGUGGUGUUGAUGGAUGAAUUGGACCAGCUUGUCACCAAAAAUCAAAGUGUCAUGUACAACUUUUUCAACUGGCCCGGCUUACGCCACAGCCGGCUGAUUGUGCUUGCCGUUGCAAACACCAUGGAUCUGCCUGAGAGAACCCUUAGCAAUAAGAUAAGCAGCCGAUUAGGCCUGACACGCAUAACCUUUCCUGGCUACACGCACGACCAGCUUAUGUCCAUCAUCCAAUCGCGCCUGAGCAAUGUUCCCGGCAACAUCGUGCAUCCCGACGCCAUCCAGUUCGCCUCGCGCAAGGUAGCCGCCGUGUCCGGAGACGCGCGUCGCGCGCUCGACAUCUGCCGGAGGGCGGUCGAGAUUGCCGAAGCCGCAUCGCUCGACGCGAACAGCAGCGGCGGCGACUCAGCGCCCAACACGCCAAGCAAGACGCCGGGCCGGGCCGCGCAGGCCAACGGCGGUGCGAAGAAGCCGGCCGUGGUGACCAUCGCGACGAUCAAGCAGGCCAUCGCCGAGGCGACCAGCAGCCCGCUGCAGCAGGCCCUCCGCGCGCUGCCGCUCGCGUCCAAGCUGUUCCUCGCCGCGCUGCUGGCGCGCGUGCGCCGCACCGGCGUCCAGGAGGCGGUCCUGGGCGACGUCCUGGACGAGGCGCGCAACCUGGCCCUCAUGAGCCAGACCGACGCCAUCCACGCCUGCCUGCUGGGCCACCGGUCGCUGCCGUCGAUUGCCAGCGGCGGCGACGAUGACGGCGUUGCCGCAGACGGGCUGCUCAGUGGUCUGGCGACCUCGCAGCAGCAGCAGCCGGCCACGCCGCGCCGCGGCCGACCGCCCGGCCCGGCGAAGAUGGCGGCGGCGGCGGCAGCACAACAGCAGCGCGAGAAGGCGGCGCGCGUCACCGGGAUGGGGAACGCGGCGGCCGAGUUGAUGGAAGCGGGGAUAGUGGGGUUGGAGGCGCGGAGAGGAGAGAGGGUGGGGAGGGUGAGGUUGGGAGUGAGCGACGAGGAAGUGAGACUGGCGUUGAAGGACGACGAGGAGGUCAAAGGGCUAGGGUUUGGUUGA